Molecule: messenger RNA, 1860 nt
Organism: Trichoderma virens Gv29-8
Lineage: Eukaryota; Fungi; Ascomycota; Sordariomycetes; Hypocreales; Hypocreaceae
Exons: 3
Coding region: 1-1860 (619 amino acids)
Molecular function (GO): flavin adenine dinucleotide binding; monooxygenase activity
Source: RefSeq, a predicted model, not a curated record
AUGGCCCACAUCAUCACAUUACCCACGUUCAAACAACAGGGCAAUGUCUCGCUAUCGCACGCAAGAAACAUUGCCGAGCGCUGGGUAAGAGACUUUGAGCAUGCGCUUAAAGGAGACGAUAGAGAAGCAUUGGAAAAAUUGUUUGUCAAAGAUGCCUGGAUUCGCGACUUACUGUCUUUCACCUGGGACUUCCGCACUCUUCAAGGUCGCGACAACGUCCUCAACUAUCUUCAAAAUAACCACAAUGCCAGCAUUGGCACUAUUCGACUUCGCGACCAUGGCGCAUUUCAGCCUAUCUUCAAGAAGCCGUACCCGGAUAUGCAGUGGGUCGAGAGUAUGUUCGACUUCGAGUCACGUCACGGCCAUGGAAAAGGGAUGCUUCGAUUAGUCCUGGACGGCGACGAUGGAGAUCAAUGGAAGUGUUACUUAAUACAUUUUACCUUACAAGAGAUUAAGAAUCAUGAGGAGAAAACUGGAUUUACUCGUCCAGAGGGCUAUGUUGACACAGCAGGCGGCAACUGGCAGCAGCGACGCGAGAGGCAAAAAGAGUUUCUCGAUGCAGAUCCAGCUGUGCUCAUAGUCGGUGCCGGCCAAGCUGGUCUUUCUACUGCCGCUCGCCUGCAGCAACUUGGAAUACCAGCGUUAAUUGUUGAGAAAAAUGGCCGUGUUGGCGAUAGCUGGCGCAAACGUUACAAGACUCUCAUGACUCACGACCCGAUUCAAUAUUGCCAUCUCCCAUAUAUCCCAUUCCCUUCCCACUGGCCGCUGUUUAUGCCCAAAGAUAAGCUUGCCGACUGGCUUGAAGCUUACGCAAGCUUGAUGGAGCUCAACGUUUGGUGCAACGCCGAACUCUUGAACACCUCAUUCAACGAGGCUACCAAAGUCUGGACUGUGACAGUAAAACGAUUUGAUGGCGCAACACGUACUCUUAAACCAAGGCAUGUUGUUCUAGCGACCGGAAAUGCGGGUGACGCCAUCAUCCCUCAUUUUGAGGGUAUUGAAAAGUACAAAGGAGCUGUAUACCACGGGAGCCAGCACAAGGAUGCUUCGGAACAUCCCAACCUCUCCACUAAACACGUGGUUAUUAUCGGAUCAGGGACUUCAGCGCAUGAUCUCUGCCAGAAUUUUCACGAAUGCGGCGCUGCAUCGGUGACGAUGCUCCAGCGUGGUAGUAGCUAUAUCUUGACGGCAAAGAAAGGCCUCCCAAUGCUUCAUUCAGGAACGUACGAAGAAGGCGGACCACCAACUGAAGAUUUGGAUGUUAAUAGCCAGAGCAUGCCAAUCCCUGUUCAGUUUGCACUGAACACCUUUACUGCAAAGGCUAUCAAAACCGUCGACAAGGAUAUCAUAGACGGUCUGAUCAACGCCGGAUUUCAGCUCGAUUAUGCGGAAGAUGGAAGUGGCAUCUACCGUAAAUACAUUACCCGUGGAGGCGGGUAUUAUAUCGAUGUUGGAUGCAGCCAGCUCAUCAUUGAUGGAAAGGUCAAAGUGAAGCCUAAUCCUGGAGGGAUCAAAUCCUUCAUACCGGACGGGUUGCUUCUCGCAGAUGGAUCUGAACUCAAGGCAGAUAUCGUCGUUAUGGCGACAGGCUACCAAACAAUGCGCAGCACAGCGCAAAAGCUUUUUGGAGACAAAGUCGCCUCACGGCUAGGAAAGGUCUGGGACUUGAAUGAAGAAGGCGAAAUAAAUUCGAUUUGGCGAUACAGUGGGCAUCCCAAUUUUUGGUUUAUGGGUGGUAGCCUUGCUCUAUGUCGGACGUACUCGAAGAUGUUGGCAUUGCAGAUCAAAGCAAGCGAACUGGGUAUAUAUGAGGCACCAGAGAAGCAACCCAUGAGCAAUGAUGAACAAAAUGAAGUCUAG